AUGGAUCCCACCUCCACCCCACGGCAUACGGAUCGCUUCAAGAUGGGAAAUACAGAUCCAAUCCCCUCGUCUUCGCCGGCAUUUGGAACACCAGCACGUCCAUUUCGAUUGAAUAAAUCCAAUGCGCCACCUACCAAGACAUCUAUUCUACCUAUCCUACUCCCUCCUUCCACCCUCCGACCUGUCGCUUUCCGAACCUUCACUCGCAAGCACAACCUCACCAUUUCCUCCUCGGCACUCCAGACAUUGGCAGCAUUCGUGGGAAAGAACUGUGGCUCCGGCUGGCGAGAAGAAGGCCUAGCCGAGAAAGUCCUGGACGAAGUUGCGAAAAUAUGGAAAAGAGCCGGAGGAGGAGUCAUUGUCGAAGAAGGGAAAGGUGCCUCUCUCAAAGCGAUCCUGCAAACUCUCGAAGGAAGUAUGAGUGGUGGGCGAGUCGUCGCUGGCAAACAAAACAACUCCGCAGAUAGAGCUGGAAAUAUCUCGAGUGUGGGUGCUGAUGUUGGACGCAUUGACUUGAACGAUCAUUCACAAGGAGGUUCAUUUGCCUCGAGAUCCGCCGAUAAUGAGGAAGAUGAGUCCCAGCUAUCAAUUCACCCUCGGCACUGGUUAAAGGCGAUCGACGCCUUUGACCUCCCCCGCCUAACCUACAACGUCGACAAGAAGUAUUUCGAGACCCUCAAGUCAAAACCGACAUUGUUUCCACCCCCGUCACACAAAACUGCCCUGUUCAGAGACAGGUAUAACUUGGUCUAUCAAAGAUUGCUCCGCAAUGAGUCUUUCCAAAGCUCGUUGGGGAUCGCAGGCGUUCCUUCACUGCAGCGAUCUUCCUCGAAUCUCGCAACGGGACAAUCAUACAAAUUAACGCCGAUUGCAAACCUGCUCGGCCGAAGCGGUACAUCCCAUCUCCUCUUGGGACUCUUGACAACAUCACCAACCGGUGAUUUAUCAAUGGUAGACUUGACCGGAACCGUGUCUCUCGAUCUGAGCCAUGCAAGAAUGAUCCCGGAAGACGGAGCUUGGUUCGCACCGGGCAUGAUCGUGCUAGUUGAUGGUAUCUACGAAGAAGAAGAAAUGAUCAAGGGAUCUGUCCUGGGCGGCAAUACCGGCGUGGGCGGUUCCAUCGGCGGCCAUUUUGUCGGAGUAUCUAUCUGCGGCCCUCCAUGCGAGAGAAGGGAUAUUUCCCUUGGAACCGGGAACCGCCAAGGUAGCGGAGAGCUCAGUUCAAGCGGCGGAUUCGGCUGGGUUGACUUUCUCGGAAUCGGCAGCGAGCGUGCCCAGGGUGCUCGUAUGAGGAGAAUUCAAGAAAAAUGCCUCCAGGGCGAGCGGGAACAGGAAUCUCAAAUGGAGACCUCGGCAGCACCGCCGAGAUUGAAAGUCGCUGUGAUGAGCGAGGUCAAUCUCGACAACAUGAGAACUCUCGAUGCCCUACGCAAAGUCUUCAGUUCCUACAAUGACCUAGCCCUCCAUGAACGUCCCCAAUCUUUCGUCCUGAUCGGCAACUUUGUGCAAACAGCCGUCAUUAAUGGAGGUGGACGAGCCGGGAGCAUCGAAUAUAAGGAAUACUUCGAUUCCCUCGCCGUCGUGUUGUCCGACUUCCCUGCUUUACUCCAACACUCAACAUUCGUCUUCGUCCCCGGCGACAAUGACCCCUGGGCCGCUGCCUUCUCGGGAGGCGCAGCAUCAACAAUACCACGCCAUCCAAUCCCAGAACUAUUCACAUCUCGAAUCAAACGCGCCUUCACAACCGCCAAUGCAGAGCUAGAUCGAUCUCAGCAGAACUUAAGCCCCGCACCACCAGGCGAGGCCCUCUGGACCUCAAACCCAGCUCGUCUAUCAUGGUUCGGACCCGUCCACGACAUUGCCAUCUUCCGAGACGAUAUCUCCAGCCGCCUCCGACGAACCGCGAUAAACACCAAGACAGACGAAGACGAACCCGAGCCCGACACUACCAUGCACGAAGCCCUAGAAAACGACACAGUCUCCACCGAGCCCGAAUCCGCACCCGCAAAUGGCGGAAACAAACCCGACACCUCGUCCCCCGCCGCAAAAAUGGCGCGGCGAUUAGUCAAAACAGUCCUUGACCAAGGCACAAUUGCCCCAUUCCCACUGACCAUGAGACCGGUUCUUUGGGACCACGCCUCAGCCAUUCAACUGUACCCACUGCCGACAGCUCUGAUCCUGGCUGAUGCCGAGGCUAGUCCUUUCUGUAUGACCUAUGAGGGAUGCCAUGUCAUGAAUCCCGGACGAUUGCUUCCUGAGGGUGCUGUGCCGACUGUUAGAUGGAUUGAGUAUGAUGUUUUGCGGAAUCGGGGGAAGGUUAGAGAGGAUCGAUACUAA
Messenger RNA from Penicillium waksmanii, 2337 nucleotides. Its product is annotated as DNA polymerase epsilon noncatalytic subunit. The record is from RefSeq and is a predicted model, not a curated record. Gene Ontology annotation, molecular function: DNA binding. NCBI's taxonomy places the organism in Eukaryota, Fungi, Ascomycota, Eurotiomycetes, Eurotiales, Aspergillaceae. Bases 1 to 2337 code for a protein of 778 amino acids. Gene Ontology annotation, cellular component: epsilon DNA polymerase complex. The transcript has a single exon. Gene Ontology annotation, biological process: error-prone translesion synthesis; DNA-templated DNA replication.